Molecule: messenger RNA, 2463 nt
Organism: Peronospora farinosa
Lineage: Eukaryota; Oomycota; Peronosporomycetes; Peronosporales; Peronosporaceae
Source: the annotation of a GenBank genome assembly
AUGGCGUCUUCUGCAACUGUGUCACCAUGUUCCAUGUUUGUGUUAUUAGAGAGUGAGAGUCAAGUACCUCCUCCCAAAAAUGAAGACGAACAUGGUCAUCAACAACGUGAGGACUCUAUAAGUGACGUGUUUCCUAUGACAGGAGGCAAUGUAUUUACAAAUCCAGCCAAUAUUUUACCAACAAGAGAAGCUUCGAUCCUCAUUGACACGGAUUUCGUACACCAGGCGACAGCUCAGGACACUGGACACAAAAUGGGACUACCAUCGACAACCUCUUGUACCCUGCACUCUGUCAUGGAGCAAAAGGGAGAAGGAUGUACGAGCUCGACGAAUGCAUCGGGACACAAUGUCUCCUUUGAAGGUCAAGGCACAUCCAGUGAGAACAACAGAUCACAUCAUAGUGUCUUGAACAGGAUUCCACCGUUGGAACCUGUGCAACGCGGUGUACGAUGGGUUUGGAGGUUGAGAAAAAGAGUGAUUUGUCAAUGGAGACAUGUCAACAGGUGUCGUCCGAAAGACAGACUUGGGAUGCUAUGGACACGCAUGAUGCCCAAUUGGGACUCCCGUGCACUUAUACUAGUCUUGGUGCUGGCUGUGCUGAGUGUGCCUGUAGCAGUUGGUAUCGCUGCUUGUCUGUCACGAGCAACACCAAGUAAAAUUCACCUGGUUGCACGAUGUGCGCUCCCGAGGAGUAGACACACUCACUCCACAUCGACAGCGACUUUGGCUGGAGUACUGAUUCCGGCGAUGAAUAACCUUGUACUCUUUAUAGUAUCACUUUGGCUCGGUGUGCUCUGCAGUCGCAGUCGCAAACGUGUGCUGCGUAGCGCUCCCUGCAGCAUUAGCUCCAAUCUGAAGUCUGCAUUUAUGCUUCCGUGCUACGAAGCGAUAUGGUACACUAUUGCUGCACUGUCAGCACUUGGUUUAGUACUCUAUUGUAUCAGCUUUCGGGCUUACAAAAACGACAGUGACAAGCCACACCGUGCAAUGACACUGGAAGACGAUGCUAAUUACCCAUGUAGUGUAGUUGGAAUGCCAUCCGUGUGGUUGUUGCAGUUGCUACCAAUGCUUAUGAUCCAGCGGAGUGUUUCUCCCCAAGCAGUGUUACGCGCCAUAGUAUACUCUGGAGCAGUGUGCACCAUCCUCGUCACAUGUAAUAUGACGCUGUACAAGGUUGGCUAUGACAUUGUAGACGCGAUCGGAAUGACCAUUCACAUUCUGUUGGUCAUUUUUUACUUCUGGGCCAAGUUUGUGUUUCACGCUCGGGCCACUUUCGACUUUUUCUUCGUCGUUGCCGUGGUUACGUCGCUAGCAAACAUUUUGAGUUAUAUCAUGGGGCUAGCUCAUAUGGAUGCAGCUUACGUAUUGCCGAUUAUUCGCUGCACUGCCGCCGGACUAGAAGCACUCAUCGUCGUAGCUAUCCUGCUGUCUCUUCGUGCCGAUACCCGAUACUGGCUAGCCAUUGACGACAACGGAUCAGGUAUGACGGCUUUGUCAAGCGCAAUGCGCCGUUAUAUGAAUUUGCUCUCGGAACGCGGUAUGAUCACCCAUUUUUCGACGCGUACGUCGGUAUAUGAUGUCCAUCACAUGAUCGAGGAACACCGACACAACGUUGUAGACUUCUCGGCUCUAGCACUGGACGGUAUUAUUGCAAAGGGUGCCACUUCCGUGGUGAUGCGAGGAACACUGCGAGGAAGCACCCCUGCGGCUAUCGCACUCAAGAUUUACACUGACGUACAGGUAACAAACGAAGAAGUGCAGCGAUUUUCGCGCGAAACGGCACUAAAUGUGCAGUUGUCACACCCGAAUGUCGUUCGCUUCUUCGGUUUGUGUGUGGUGCCGCCAUCGAUCUCACUUAUCUUCGAGUUCUGCGAGUACGGUGCACUGGACGUAACAUUGCGGGGACAUCCCGAGAUUUGGACACUCGCAGCGAAGCUGAAGGCGUGGCUGGAUGCGUGUCGCGCUGUUGCCUAUUUGCACAGUUUUUCGCCCCCACUUUUGCACCGUGAUAUCAAGACAGACAACUUCCUAGUGGGUCAGGAUUUUCUCAUCAAGCUUGCGGAUUUCGGUGAAGCUAAUUUGCUUCGACCACGGACUGACGGUACAAUGACGAUUGCAGGCACGGUCGACUACAUGGCUCCGGAGAUGAUUAAAGGUGGCAAGACAGCGUGUUACGGCACGGCUGUAGACGUUUACAGUCUGAUGAUCACGCUAUGGCAGAUUAUGGUGCCUACACGGAGUCCCUGGGAAGCCAAAUCUCACCUCGAAGUCUAUCGGUGUGUGGCUCAAGGUGACAGACCUCCACUCCUUCCAAUUAUCCCAAAAUCCUGCGCCAAGAUACUCGAGGCUGGUUGGGCCGCCAAUCCUAAUGAUCGCGUUGCUGUGGAGGACAUUAUACCCUCAGUUCACCGACUCUGGUUGCUUGCUCUGCACCAAAAAUCUCUGAAGCGCACGAAGCAUUGA